GGUGUGUUGAAGUCGCAAGAGAUCUCAUAUGACUCUAUGCAGAGCUCGUGACUUUGGUUAGAAAAAUUUGGUUUAGUUAUUUUAACAGUUUGACUGUGAUGGUUUUAUAGUUUCUGUUUGGAAUUGACGUAUCGGUUUUUGUUUCAAUUUCGGGUGUUUUCGAUCGAAAUUUCAUUGAAGAAAAUGUUUACCCAAGUUUUAAUUAAAUAACAUAUCGAAGUCAAUUUGAACACUUAAGUGAUAAUAGAAGACCCAAUCAGUUUUCGGGCAAAAGAGACUGGAUCAAACGUAUUUUUAUCUGAGUGAAAAGAAUAGAAAUAUUUCUAUUAAUCGUCGAAAUAAUGGCUACAAACCAACGACCAUCAUCGUCGACGGAGUAUCGGAAAUUAACACAAGGAGACAAAAACACUCAAGCCAUGGGGGCGAUGUUCCGUAGUGAAGAAAUGGCUUUAUGCCAAUUGUUUAUCCAACCAGAAGCAGCUUACACUUCCGUUUCAGAGCUAGGUGAAACCGGAACUGUUCAAUUCCGUGAUUUAAAUCCCGAUGUCAACGCAUUCCAACGGAAAUUCGUUAGUGAAGUGCGCCGAUGCGAUGAAAUGGAACGUAAGCUUCGGUACAUUGAAGCUGAAAUUAAAAAGGAUGGCGUCCACAUGCCAGAUGUUCACGAAUUGCCACGGGCACCGAAUCCAAGGGACAUUAUCAAUUUGGAGGCUCGUUUCGAGAAAACGGAAAAUGAAAUUCUUGAAUUGUCGCAAAAUGCCGUCAAUCUGAAGUCAAACUAUUUGGAACUGACCGAAUUGCGUCAAGUCUUGGAGAAAACGCAAGGAUUUUUCGCCGAGCAAGAGGGUGUCAUGAACAUGGAUUCGAUGAAAAGCACUUUGAUACCGGAAGAUCAAAAUGCUGCACGCGGUCGUUUGGGAUUUGUAGCUGGAGUUAUUCAACGCGAGCGUGUUCCCGGCUUCGAGCGAAUGUUGUGGAGAAUCUCCAGAGGUAACAUUUUCUUACGACAGGCUGAAUUGGAAGGAGCAUUGGAAGAUCCACUCACUGGCAAUCCGCUGUACAAGACGGUGUUCGUAGCAUUCUUUCAAGGCGAACAACUGAAGUCCAGAAUUAAGAAAGUCUGUACUGGAUACCAUGCUUCACUCUAUCCAUGCCCCAGUGCCCAUGAUGAACGUGAAGACAUGGUAAAGGGCGUUCGAACUCGCUUAGAAGAUUUGAACAUGGUGUUGAAUCAAACGCAAGAUCAUCGCCAACGUGUGCUGCUCAGUGUGGCAAAAGAACUUCCGCUAUGGUUGAUCAUGGUUCGUAAAAUGAAGGCCAUUUAUCACACUUUGAAUCUGUUCAACAUGGACGUUUCACAAAAGUGUUUGAUUGGCGAAUGUUGGGUUCCAGUCAACGAUCUUCCAGUUGUACGCAAAGCAUUACUCGAGGGAUCGGAAGCUGUUGGAAGCACCAUUCCGUCUUUCUUAAAUUUAAUCCAGACUAAUGAGGUUCCACCAACAUUCAACCGAACCAAUAAAUUCACUCGUGGCUUCCAAAACUUGAUCGAUGCCUAUGGUAUUGCCUCUUAUCGCGAGGCUAAUCCCGCUCUUUACACAAUCAUCACGUUCCCAUUCUUGUUCGGUAUUAUGUUCGGCGAUAUUGGACACGGCCUCAUUAUGACUUUGUUCGGAGCCUGGAUGUGCAUUUGGGAAAAACCGUUAGAAGCGAAGAAAAUCAACGACGAAAUUUGGCGAAUCUUUUUCGGUGGACGUUACAUAAUUUUGCUCAUGGGAAUGUUCUCCGUCUACACCGGAUUCGUUUACAACGACAUCUUUUCGAAGUCAAUGAACAUUUUCGGAUCAUCUUGGCAGAUCACCUACAACGUGUCUACAAUCAUGGAAAAUCCGGAACUGCAAUUGAACCCAGCGUCGGAUGACUUAAUGGCGGACAGUGUCUAUCCGAUCGGUCUGGAUCCCGUAUGGCAAUUGGCGGUGAACAAAAUCAUAUUCUUGAACUCGUACAAAAUGAAACUGUCGAUCAUCUUCGGUGUUGUGCACAUGAUUUUCGGUGUUGCGAUGAGCGUCGUCAACAUGACACAUUUCCGCCGACCAAUGAGCAUCUUAUUGGAAUUCGUACCGCAAAUGGUGUUCUUGUGUCUGCUUUUCGCGUACAUGGUUUUCAUGAUGUUCUUCAAGUGGGUGGCAUUCAGUCCAAAAACAGACAUCCAACAGUACACUCCCGGCUGUGCACCGUCCGUAUUGAUUCUAUUUAUUAACAUGAUGCUGUUUGGUAAAGCUGAACCGUCACCAGGAUGCAAAGAAUUCAUGUUCGAAGCCCAGCCCAUGAUUCAAACGGUGUUUGUCAUCGUUGCAGUUAUUUGCAUACCAUGGAUGUUGUUGGGAAAACCAUUUUACAUUAAAUUUACACGAGGAAAAGCUCAAUCUCACACCAACGGUGAUAUAAAUCAAGGCAUGGAAAUGACUCCCGAACCAUCGGAAGAACCGAAAGCGGUUGCUGCUCCAGCUCACGGUGGUCAUGACGAGGAACCGAUGAGUGAAGUUUUCAUUCACUCUGCCAUUCAUACUAUCGAGUAUGUUCUCAGCACAAUUUCCCAUACAGCUUCGUAUCUUCGAUUGUGGGCUUUAUCUCUAGCCCAUGCACAAUUGUCGGAAGUACUGUGGAACAUGGUUCUGUCAAUGGGUCUCAAAAGCUCAUCGUACACCGGAUCAAUUUUCUUGUGGUUCGUUUUUGGUUUUUGGGCCGUCUUCACUUUAGCUAUUUUGGUCAUGAUGGAAGGACUUUCGGCUUUCUUACAUACAUUGCGUUUGCACUGGGUCGAGUUUAUGAGCAAAUUCUAUGAAGGUCUUGGACAUGGAUUCCAGCCAUUUAGCUUCCAAGCAAUUUUGUUUGCUGAAGACAACGCUGAAUAAAUAAAUUCGGUGCGCUCAUGAUAUGUAUUGAGGUGCAUAUAAAUGCAAUGGCAGCAUGUUUAGCAGUGAAUAUUCCGUGAUUUUACCUUCUGUAUUUGGAAAUUCAUUAUUAUUUUGUAGAUUUAGUUUCAUGUACUAAAAAGUGCUUUCAUUUCAAA
Molecule: messenger RNA, 3070 nt
Organism: Bradysia coprophila
Lineage: Eukaryota; Metazoa; Arthropoda; Insecta; Diptera; Sciaridae
Gene: Vha100-2
Product: V-type ATPase subunit a family protein Vha100-2
Biological process (GO): vacuolar acidification; proton transmembrane transport
Cellular component (GO): plasma membrane; vacuolar proton-transporting V-type ATPase complex; vacuolar proton-transporting V-type ATPase, V0 domain
Molecular function (GO): ATPase binding; proton-transporting ATPase activity, rotational mechanism
Source: RefSeq, a predicted model, not a curated record